Molecule: messenger RNA, 951 nt
Organism: Mesocricetus auratus (golden hamster)
Lineage: Eukaryota; Metazoa; Chordata; Mammalia; Rodentia; Cricetidae
Product: olfactory receptor 4F4-like
Exons: 1
Coding region: 1-951 (316 amino acids)
Biological process (GO): G protein-coupled receptor signaling pathway
Cellular component (GO): membrane
Molecular function (GO): olfactory receptor activity; G protein-coupled receptor activity
Source: RefSeq, a predicted model, not a curated record
AUGGAAGAAGCAAAUAAGACUGUGGUGUCUGAGUUUAUUUUUCAGGGACUUUGCACAUCAAGGGAGCUACAGAUCUUCCUCCUGAUGCCAUUUUCUGCCCUCUACCUGAUGACUGUGAUAGGCAACCUCUUUGUUGUGAUAUUAAUCAUCAUUGAUCGUCAUCUCCACUCUCCAAUGUACUUUCUUUUAGCUCAUCUCUCCUUUAUUGACUUCUGCCUCUCCUCAGUUACAACUCCCAAACUGACCACAGACCUCUUAAAAGGUAAUAAAACAAUUUCCUUUGGUGGCUGCAUGAGCCAGAUCCUCUGCGUGCAUUUCUUUGGAGGGGGUGAGAUGGUACUUCUUGUAACAAUGGCCUAUGACCGCUAUGUGGCCAUCUGCAGGCCACUCCACUACACCAGCAUCAUGGACACACAGAAGUGCAUCUGGCUCGUUUUGAUAUCGUGGAUCAUUGGAUUUGUGCAUGCCAUAAGUCAACUGAUCCUGAUUUUGGAGCUACCUUUCUGUGGACCUAGAGUGAUAGACAGCUUUUUCUGUGAUAUUCCUUUGGUGAUGAAAUUGGCCUGCGUGAAUACUGAUACUCUGGGAAUCGUGAUAAGUGCUGACAGUGGUGUUUUAGCAACAAGUUGUUUCAUUCUCUUGCUGAUAUCUUACACUUACAUUCUAUUAACUGUUCAGCUUCACUCUAAAGAUGGCUCAUCAAAGGCACUCUCUACCUGUACAUCCCAUAUCAUAGUGGUUGUGCUGUUCUUUGGGCCUUGCAUUUUCAUCUAUUUAUGGCCAGUCAGCAUCACCUGGGUGGACAAGUUUCUUGCUGUGUUUUAUACAGUCAUCACACCUCUCCUGAAUCCAGCAAUCUAUACCUUGAGAAAUAAAGAUAUUAAAAAUGCUGUAAAAAAGCUGAAAAAAUCACAGGUAAAUUUGGAGAUAAUUUUUAGACACCUCUUCUAA